Messenger RNA from Brassica oleracea var. oleracea, 1477 nucleotides. RefSeq lists its product as uncharacterized. The record is from RefSeq and is a predicted model, not a curated record. NCBI's taxonomy places the organism in Eukaryota, Viridiplantae, Streptophyta, Magnoliopsida, Brassicales, Brassicaceae.
UCUCUUCCCUUCUUCAUGUGACAUUUUCCAUUUCCACUCCUCCAUGCAUCACUACUCAGCUGUCGUCUCCAGCGAACUUAACCAUCUACCUACCGUACCUCUCCAAGUUCUUCUUGACAACAUCACAAAAUUCCUUUCUCUCCUUCUACUCUCUUCACUCACCGUCUCUUCCUUCAUCGAAAAGUGGCAAUCCUCCUUGUCUGAAUCUUCUCACUGGUCUGAAAAUCUUCUCCUCCACACUCUUCUCCCUUCUCUUCUCUCUAAUCUUCAACGCCUUAACUCUCUCACUCAAUGCUCCUCCCCUUCUUUCUCCGGCGGCAAACUCAUGAUGCAAAGAGACCUCGACAUGGCUUCCUCCUUUCUCUCAACUCACAUCAGUGACCUCGACCUUCUCCUCAGAUCUGGUGUUUUUCACCAAAAUACCAUUGUUUUAUCCCUCCCUAAUCCUACCUCAGACAAAGACAACAUUGCUUUUUUCAUCAGAGAUCUCUUCACUCGAAUCCAAAUUGGCGGCACUGAAUUUAAGAAGACGCUUGAUUAUCUCCUUCGGCUCUUCACUGAAAGAGCGAAAUCCACAAAAAUCAUAGCUACAGAAGGUAAUGUUAGUUAUUUAUUAACUCUCCUCAAUUUCAAUCACUAUCCUCUUAUUCACGAUGUCAUUUCCGUUGUCUCAUUAGUCACUUCUUCAAACGUUGCAUCGAGAAAUACUAUUUUUGAAAAAGGCGGAUUAGGUCCUCUGUUACGACUAUUCGAAACCGGAUCUCUGACUCUAAAAACCAGAGCCAUGGUGGCGAUUGAAGCCACCACUGCCGAUUCAGAAACCUUGUGGAAAAACUCAGCUUACGGAGUAAACACUGUUCUAAUCGAAACUUGCAGAUAAGGAUCUCUAGAAGUACAAGAGCACAUCGCCGGUACUAUAACCAACAUUGCCGCCAUGGAUGAUAUCAGAAUGAUGCCCACAUAGGAAGGAGCUUUAUCGGUUCUUCUCCCAUUCUUAAUAUCCGGUUCAACGUUGUUACAAAAAAAGGCGGCAUACUUCAUCUAUGUAUUCUCAUCUUCCGGUGAGUCUUUCAGAGAUUAGAUUUUCGGAGAGAGAGAAUUGCAGAUUCUGAUUCAUUUAGUUUAUGAUUUGUCAAAUCCUGAUAUGAUUGAGCAUGUCUUGCUUGCGCUCACUCAGUUAUCUACCAUGGAUUCAAUUGCUAUGAUUUUGUUAUCAUCUAUGAUGAUUAUCAGAUUAGGGGAACUAGUCAAGCAUGGAAACGUAGUCCUGCAAUAGAUUUCAUCAUCUAUGUUGUCAAAAUUAACAAUUAGUAGGGGUAACAAACGAGCGAUCUCUGAUUGUUUACGUUUGUUGGUAAGGUUAAUGGAGUCGCCAAAAUCGGCGGGGUUACAAGAGGUGGCGACGGAAGCGCCGAAGUCGUUGCUAACCGUUAGGUUAAACCAGAAGCUGAUAAGAGAUGGGAAGAGCGUGAUUUGA